AUGUCUCGUGUUAGCGGUAGAAUAGCUGUGUAGUGUGUUAGCUGCUGAUCUUAUUGGACCGUUUUAGGAGACAGAGCUCGAGGUAAAGACACACACACACUCAGGACAAGAGAGGAAUGGAGGAGGACAACCAGAACCAGGAGCAGCGGAGCACCAAGUUCCCCAGGAGACCAGCAUCAGACUGGGACUCUGAUACCAACAAGGUCCCCAGAAGACAAGCAGCAGACUGGGACUCUGAUACCAACAAGGUCCCCAGAAGACAAGCAGCAGACUGGGACUCUGAUAGCAGCGAUGUUCAGAAACGGAGAGGAAGAAAGGGACCCAAACGUCACCACUGUCAACACUGUGACAAAUCCUUCACAUCAUCUGGAUAUUUAAAGAUUCAUCAGAGAGUUCAUACUGGAGACAAACCUUACAGCUGUGAUCUAUGUGGGGCAGCAUUCAUACAACAGAGUACCUUAAAAAGACAUCAUCGCAUUCACACUGGAGAUAAACCUUACAGCUGUGAUCAAUGUGGGGCAGCUUUCGCACGACAGAAUACCCUAAACAGACAUCAACACAUUCACACUGGAUAUAAACCUUACAGCUGUGAUCAAUGUGGGGCAGCUUUCGCACGACGGGGUAACCUAAAAAGCCAUCAACGCAUUCACACUGGAGAUAAACCUUACAGCUGUGAUCAAUGUGGUAAAACCUUUUCUUGUAGUAGUGACCUAGUAAUCCACCGACGUGUUCACACUGGAGAGAAGCCGUACUGGUGUGAGCAAUGUGGUAAAAUGUUUUCUAAGAGUAGUAGCCUUAAAUCUCACCAGCGCAUUCACACUGGAGAGAAGCCGUACUGGUGUGAACAAUGUGGAAAAAUGUUUUCUCAGAGUAGUAGCCUUAAAACUCACCAGCGCCUUCACACUGCCUCAUAGUGAACAUGUUUCAGAGCCAACAUGUUCCCUCCUGCCUCCUCCUCAUGCCCUGAUAGCUGAGUUUUUGUAUUCUGAUCUUCUCUCCACAAUGAAGGCUGACCAGCAGUAACUUUAUCUUCUGAACACCAUGGAUGUUAUCCUGUUAUCACUACAUAUUACGCUCCCUCCCUUUUGAAGGGAUUAAUUCCACUCAAAAUUAGUUUAUAUUCCUGUAAUAAAAUAUUUUGAGUUCAGGGUUCAACUGCUAGCGCUAUUUAACUAAUGCUGCAACAAAGGAGUAUUCUUAAUUUAAAAAAUCUUGGGACGAACAACUGAUCUUAAAGCAACUUUUUGUUUGAACUGUGUGACUUUUUGUACCUUUUUUUUUUUUUUUUUU
Molecule: messenger RNA, 1290 nt
Organism: Perca flavescens (yellow perch)
Lineage: Eukaryota; Metazoa; Chordata; Actinopteri; Perciformes; Percidae
Product: zinc finger protein 239-like
Exons: 3
Coding region: 117-914 (265 amino acids)
Biological process (GO): regulation of transcription by RNA polymerase II
Cellular component (GO): transcription regulator complex; chromatin; PcG protein complex
Molecular function (GO): DNA-binding transcription factor activity, RNA polymerase II-specific; RNA polymerase II cis-regulatory region sequence-specific DNA binding
Source: RefSeq, a predicted model, not a curated record